Molecule: messenger RNA, 4000 nt
Organism: Xiphophorus maculatus (southern platyfish)
Lineage: Eukaryota; Metazoa; Chordata; Actinopteri; Cyprinodontiformes; Poeciliidae
Gene: ptger4b
Product: prostaglandin E2 receptor EP4 subtype-like
Exons: 2
Coding region: 589-1953 (454 amino acids)
Biological process (GO): cellular response to prostaglandin E stimulus; adenylate cyclase-activating G protein-coupled receptor signaling pathway; negative regulation of inflammatory response
Cellular component (GO): plasma membrane
Molecular function (GO): prostaglandin E receptor activity
Source: RefSeq, a predicted model, not a curated record
GGUCUUUUUGUAAUGUUUCAACCUCGGAAACUGUGCAGGAAAGGGGGAACACUUUAUAGCUCCUUCCCACCUCUGAUUUUGUUUGUUUAAUUAAAAAAAGAUAUGCAUGCUGUUCUGCUUUAAGCCACUAUACUGUCCUGACCGCUUGGCCGAUGUCAAUUGAAAAGUGAUGAUGGUCGUAUAAUGCAGCAUACAGAGGAUCUGAAACUGCGAGCUGGAAGUCAGACUACGCCUCCUCGCCCUGUGCGCCCUGGACGCACACACCGACAACAGCCCAGACCCAUAUAGGAGGAGCUGCUGUUCAAACUCAAACUUCCCUGUCAAGUUUGUGGGUGUGAUGAGGACGUGAAGGUGCAAGCCUCCAGACAUUAGACCAAAGUCGAUACGCCUCUCUGUCUCUUUUUUCUCUCUCUCUCUCUCUCAUGAUUUCUUGUUCUUCUGUGGUAAAAAAAAAAAAAAGAAAGAAAAAAAAUGGAGGUAUGAUGCCGUGCGUAAAAGUGAAAGGUCGGUGGACACAAUGGAUUCGUUAUUCGGCAAUGAAGAAGGCGCGUUGAUGGAAAGUGUCUGUGCUUUGGAACCGAGAGGAGAAUGUCUGCUGUGAACGAGUCGCUCGCAGGAAUGGACGCCACGGCGGAACAGACGCCUUCGCGUUCGCUCACCAUCCCGGCAAUCAUGUUUGUAAUCGGGGUGAUUGGAAAUGUCAUCGCCAUCGUAGUCCUGCGCCUGUCGCGGAAGGAGCAGAAGGAAACGACCUUCUAUACUCUGGUGUGCGGGCUGGCGGUGACAGACCUCCUGGGCACCCUGCUGGCCAGCCCUGUCACCCUCUUCAUCUACGUGAACAACAACUCGCUGGAGGGAAAGCUGUGCCAGUACUCGGGCUUCAUCCUGCUCUACUUCUUCUUGGUGCAACUUAGCAUCGUGUUCACCAUGUCCGUGGAAAGGUUCCUCGCAAUAAAUCAUGCCUACUUUUACAACGAGUUCGUCAACCAGAGACUAGCCGCGCUGACGCUCCUUGCCGUGUAUGUGUCGUGCCUCGUGUUCUGCGCGCUGCCCGUCGCCGGGAUCGGGGAGGUGAAGGUCCAGGAGCCGAAGUCGUGGUGCUUCAUCGACUGGCAGAGCAACAAGACCACGGUGAGAACUUUCAACCUGAUCUACGCGGGAGUGAACUCGGUGAUUGUGCUGGCCACCGUCUUCUGCAACGUGAUGGUGUGCGGGGCGCUGAUCCUGAUGCACAGGCGCUUCAUCCGCCGCACCUCGCUGGGCACGGACCCGCGGCGCAUCGCGGAGCUGCGACGCCGGCGGAACUUCAGGCGCUUAGCCGGAGUGGAGAUCCAGAUGGUGGUUGUGCUCAUCGGAACCUCCGCUGUGGUCCUCAUCUGCUCGAUACCUUUAGUUUUGAGGAUCUUCGAAAACCAGUUGUUCUCAAACCCAACAUCGCAGACUUCUGGGUUGAACAAGAACCUCAUAGCCAUUCGCAUGGCCUCCGUGAACCCCAUCCUAGACCCUUGGUUCUACAUUCUCCUGAAAAAGACGGUGGUUCUCAAAGUCCUGGAGAAGAUCAAAUGUUUGUUCUGCAAAAUGGGCGGGCGGGGACGACGGGGAGGAGGACGUUUUCGUUGUGCAGAUGGCGCCCUUUCCUCCUCCAUUAUCUCGAGGGACUCCCCUUCAUUGAUAUCCCGUGAGCCGGGAGAAAGAGUCAGUACCCUACGGACCGUCCUGUACCCGAAUGACGGGAACACGCUGGGGCUGGCCUCAUUUAAGGCCGCGUCCGAGGACGGCUACUGUCCAGUGGCUGCACAGACAUCGCAGUGUGCACAGGAGGAGCCGCAGCCUCAGAGGGAGCUAGAGGACAACGAGGCAUGUACGGCUGACCUUCCAGUCUGUCCUAAGGACACGGCUCUGCACGUGACCCUCACAGACAAUACUGCAAACACGCAGGAAAAAUGCAUAUAACCAUCGUCAUGACCUCGGUGUAUUAUCAAUGUAUUACUCCUCAGUAGUGAUUCCCCGCAGUUUAUUCAAAUCACCGCAGUUGUAACGUACAAAUCCACGGACAUCAUAGAGGAGCUCUUCUGUUGCACUUUGAAGACUUUUGAACCACUGCUUGGCCAUCAUGAAUGACAGGCAAUGACUGUAUAGCAUCAAUGUUAAAAUGUGAACAGCGUGUUAAAUUAUUUAAAGUAUUAAAAUGUAUGCUAAUGUCUUCUCUGUGAGAAGGUUUCGAUACUUCUGUGCCAUUUUGCAUUUCCAAAAGAUGAAUAUGCUUAUAGUGUGUUUGGAUUUUUGUUUCUUUCCCGUUUACGUCUUGACACUUGCAAACAGGCUGUAUUAUUUCAAAGUGCAUCCCUGACAUUGCUAGACAUAUAGUAUUUUUCUGCAUUUCAUACCAAAAGGCAGCUAUACUGUGGUUUUUCCACAGUAAAUACACUAGAAGAUGACAAAAAAAAACCUUAAUGUGACUAUUGUUUUAUAACAUUAUUCAUUUGCUUAUUGUAGCGCACUACUUUGAAAGAGUCCUAUCUUAUUUCGGCUUAACGUAAAGUGCAGGGCGUCCUAUCUAAUUUGACUGUGUGGUGAUGUUAAGAAAGGGGAUUAAAACACAUCAAGUGUCCUGACAGGUAACAUUGUUUUUGAACACUAUUCUCUUUGUGCUGCUAAAAACAUUAUUUCGAUAAAGGUCUACAUGCACCUGUUUUUUCAUUGAACAAACGCCAUAAUGUGCUGAACUCCUCAAAUGAAAAUAAAAAAAAUUGAUUCCUAAGAAUGCUGCUUUAAUUGCAUUAUUCACAAAAAAAACAGGAGCAACAAGAAGAUCUAUUCCUUUUUUUUCCCUUUGCUGAAGAUAAAGAAUAAUCCAGAACAAAUGUAUUUACAUUGAUCCCAUCCGUCUCACAUUAGCGGCAACCUCAUCUUAUCCAGUCAACUGAGCAAUCUCUGAUAUCUUCGCAGAAUAUCUGUAGAGGUUAACUUUCACAGGUUUUUCCUACUCAGAUUGCUUAGAAAUGCAAUUGGCUUUGCUGGUUAUCAGUUUAUAGGGUGUUGGAUACAAAUGUUCAACAGACUCCUCAAUAACAAUAACAGUUGAAACCAGAUGUUCACAGACACUGCAAAAAAACCCCAAAAAACACAACCAUUUUUCUCACUGUUCCGUUGGAAUUUACCAAAUUAGCAUCUGGUUUCUAAAUACCAAAAAAAUAUAGAUUCUUUAAUAUUUUUAUUACUUUCCUCAAAGUCAGAAGUUCAUGAAUUUAUAUGGCUCAUGAAGCUUAAUAUGGCUUUACAAAAUGUAUAAACCUUCAUGAAGAUGCUGGUUAAAGCUACUAAGAGUGUUAUUAUUCACAGUGAAACAAGUUCUGUCCCAAAAAGAAAGAAAGAAGCCAUUACUCAUGAAAAAUACAAUUUGCAAAUGGAUUCAGCCACUAAAGCCUUCAUUUCUGGAGACAUGUCCCAUGGUAGAUUGAACUACUUGGCAAUAAAAACCUUUGAUACAGUUAAGAACAAACACAUUGACGCUUACAUGGAAAGACUACAGUAUAUAUACAAUGAUCGUAAACAUUCAGCCAAAUUUGUACCAAGUGGACAUAAGACCAAAUCAGUGCUUUGAAUGAUUGUUGAAUUAUUUGGCCUAAAUCCAGAUUGGUGUGGAGAUAAGCUAUGUUCAUCAAAAUAUUUAGAGAGUUGAUUAAAAAUAAUUGUUUCAAAUAUUUUUGCUAUGUUAUUAAUAAUUGAGGUAGGUCUGUUAGGGUCCGCCCUUUAUAAAUGAUGGUUACUCUAGCGUAUUUCCAUAAUAAUGGGGUUUGACCAGUUUUUAAAGAUAAAUUAAACAGACAAUGGAAAUGAUAAAACAUAAGAUGAUCUCACCACACUGCAACGACCUGCUGAACCUCAGUUGGUGUGAUUUAUUUCAGGCAUGAGAAAAACUGUCAUGAACUGUGUUUUGCUGUGUGUUUAUUUUGAGUUUUCUGUGUCUCUGAGUCUCCCUGUUGUCCUGUCUCCCUUU